GCUUGCAGCCCGGAGACGUCACCGCGCAUCCGGGUCUCGGGUCUCAGCUCUCUUCUCGGUCUCCGUCUCUUCGCGUCCCCCAUGGCCGCCCCGCUCAAGGACGGGAAGCUGCCCACGACGGAGCGGGCGGUGAAGGCGGUGCCGUUCCCCCCUUCGCGCUGCCUCUCCGCGCGGGAGCUCUUUGAUGAGGCGACCUCGGCUCCGCGCCUGGAGGUGCUGCGCUCGCACCUCCUGCGCGAGGGCCGCGUCGAGGAGGAGGCGGCCAUCCUCAUCCUCAAGCGCGGGGCAGAGGUGCUCCGCGCGGAGCCCACGGUGCUUGACAUCGCCGCCCCGCUCACUGUGUGUGGAGAUGUCCAUGGGCAGUUCUAUGACUUAAUGAAGUUGUUUGAGGUGGGAGGCUCCCCGGCUCAGACGCGAUACCUGUUCCUGGGAGACUACGUGGACCGUGGAUACUUUAGCAUCGAGUGCGUGCUGUAUCUCUGGGCGCUGAAGAUUCUCUACCCUGGAAGCCUCUUUCUGCUCCGCGGGAACCACGAGUGUCGCCACCUCACAGAGUACUUCACCUUCAAGCAGGAGUGCCGUAUCAAGUAUUCUGACCGCGUGUAUGAUGCCUGCAUGGAGGCGUUUGACUGCCUCCCGCUGGCGGCGGUGAUGAAUCAGCAGUUCCUCUGCGUCCACGGGGGGCUAUCCCCGGAGCUCCACACCCUCGACCAGAUCCGCAGGCUGGACAGGUUCCGAGAGCCUCCGGCCUACGGCCCGGUCUGCGACCUCCUGUGGUCGGAUCCCCUCGAGGACUUUGGGAGCGAGAAAACCCAGGAGCAUUUCACCUAUAACAGCGUGCGUGGGUGCUCCUACUUCUACAGCUACCCGGCCGUGUGUGAGUUCCUGCAGAACAACGGACUCCUGUGCGUGAUCCGUGCCCAUGAAGCGCAAGAUGCAGGGUACCGGAUGUACCGUAAGAGUCAAACAACCGGAUUUCCAUCUCUCAUCACCAUCUUCUCCGCUCCCAACUACCUCGAUGUCUACAACAACAAGGCGGCCAUCCUCAAGUAUGAGAACAACGUGAUGAAUAUUCGCCAGUUCAAUUGCUCGCCGCAUCCGUAUUGGCUGCCCAACUUCAUGGACGUUUUCACGUGGUCCCUGCCAUUCGUGGGAGAGAAGGUUACGGAGAUGUUGGUGAACGUGUUGAAUAUCUGCUCGGACCAUGAACUGGAGGCAGACGGAGAUGAGAUUGACGAUCCGGGUGUUUAUGGCCAAAAGAGAGGGGCCUCUGCGGCUGCAAGGAAGGAAGUCAUUCGCAACAAAAUCCGCGCCAUCGGCAAGAUGGCGAAAAUCUUCUCUGUGCUGAGGGAGGAGAGUGAAACAGUUCUGGCUCUCAAGGGUCUCGCGCCAUCAGGAAUGCUGCCCAGCGGCCUCCUGUCCGGAGACAGGGAGAUGCUGCAGAACGCCGCCAUGGAAGCUUCUGGUGGUGGAAAAGACGCCGGGGGGGUCCCUGGCUCCGUGUCGGGGAGCGGGGGCCGUGGCUUCUGCACGAGGAUCAGCUCCUUCGAGGAGGCCAAGGGCCUGGACCGGGUGAACGAGCGCAUGCCACCCCGCAGGGUCGGGGCGCCCCUCACCCCCACCUCCGCCGAGUCCUCCCCAACCCCCACCGAGCCCCCCCCCACCCUGCCCAGUGUCGUUGUCGCCACGGAGGAGACCCCCGCGGGGGGGCACGAGGAAGGGGGGGAAGAGGGACCCCCGCCGACCACGGGAGGAGCGACGGACGUGUGAGUCGGUGGGGGGUGGGGGGAGGGAAGAGGGUGAGGUGGGGGGAGGGGGGAGAUAAAAGGGGGAGAGGGACAGACACGGGAAGAGAGACACAGAUGCAUACAGACUUGCACAGAGACACAUACACAGACACACAGAUGCAUACAGAGAAACAUAUACUCACACAGAGACACAGACUCGCACAACCUCACACAGGGACACAGACUUGCACAGACUUGCACAAAGACACAGACUCACAUGGAGACACAGACACACAGACUCACAGAAACACACACAGAGAUACACACUCACACAUAGACCCUUAGACUGACACAGACCCAUAAACUCAUACACAGAAACACAAACUCACACACAGACUCACACAAACUCACACACAGACUCACACAGACUCACACAUACACAUAUCCAUAGACUCACACAGAUGCACUGACUCACACAAAAACACGGACUCCUACAGAGACACAGACUAUCACAGAGACAUUCACACAGAGACACGCAAACUCACCCAGGCUCGGAGACACACUCACACAUAGACACUGAGAGACACAGAGACCCAUAGACGCACACAGACGCAUAGGCUCUCGGUUAUACACAUACUGUCACAGAGACACAGACUCUCAUAGAGACAAACUCUCAUAGAGACACACAAACUCUUACAGAGAAACAGAGACCCAUAGACUCACACAGAGAUGCACAGGCUCUCAGAGAUACACAGAGACAGUUUCACACACACAUACAGACUCGUACAGAGAAUCGCACCAACUCUCCCAUUUGCUAAGUUGCUGCAUUUAAGUUCAUUAACAGCUGCUCACCGGGUGAGAUAAGUAGUGCGGCAAGAAGACCGGUGAGUGGCGAGGCUCAGGCUGAUGGUGCUGGUGGUGGUGGGGUAAAGUGUGGGUGCUGAGUGAACGAGAAAUUCACAUGACAAUGAAAAUAAACUCUACCCUGAGA
Lethenteron reissneri (Far Eastern brook lamprey) is the source of this 2718-nucleotide messenger RNA. RefSeq names its product protein phosphatase 3 catalytic subunit alpha-like. Lineage: Eukaryota; Metazoa; Chordata; Hyperoartia; Petromyzontiformes; Petromyzontidae. Gene Ontology annotation, molecular function: calmodulin-dependent protein phosphatase activity. Gene Ontology annotation, biological process: calcineurin-mediated signaling. The record is from RefSeq and is a predicted model, not a curated record.